This is a messenger RNA of Colletotrichum phormii, 1011 nucleotides long. RefSeq lists its product as uncharacterized. The record is from RefSeq and is a predicted model, not a curated record. Gene Ontology annotation, molecular function: 3'-5'-RNA exonuclease activity. Gene Ontology annotation, cellular component: nucleus. The transcript is spliced from 2 exons. Gene Ontology annotation, biological process: U6 snRNA 3'-end processing. Lineage: Eukaryota; Fungi; Ascomycota; Sordariomycetes; Glomerellales; Glomerellaceae. Bases 1 to 1011 code for a protein of 336 amino acids.
AUGGCUCUUGUGGACUACUCGUCAUCUGACUCAGCUUCAGAGGCCGGGUCACCUCCGGCCAAGCGGCGCAAAGAGGAGACCCACGGCUCCGUGCCAGCCGGCGCCGGCAGUCGGAAAGAAACUCGACAUAACCCUGCCACCACGUCGACCACGAAGGAGACAAAUGGUGGCGCAUCGACGCUUCCACCCCUCCCGGCUGAGUUCCACGACCUGUACGCUUCUACGGUGCGGAAUGCUACUGCCGAUAACCCGGCCUUGCACCAGGGCCGAAAGAGGACCAUUCCCCAUAUUGCCGGCAACUGGCCUUCUCACGUAUACAUUGAAUGGCAUCCAACCGCGGACCAGCACUCCCUCCUCACUGCCCUGCUAGACGAAAUCGCGCCUCUGCUUGGCACGCAAGAGCUGCGCCCGCUUCUGACUUCGGACCUCAACGCUCCCCUGCCACUCCACAUCUCGCUCUCGCGGCCUCUGUCCCUGACCACGACGCAAAAGGACGCCUUCCUCUCCUCCUGGACGUCUGCCUUGUCCUCGGCUACCGGCGAGUUCAGUCUAUCGCCCCGAGGUCUCGGCUUCUUCAGAUCGCCAGAUUCGGAUCGAGCCUUCCUCGUACUCCGCGUAGCAUGCCCAACCGCCUCGUCGCAGAGUGACGCCAGCUCCGGCGGCAAUGCCACUACUACCGGCAGCAACCCGCAGCUCCGGACGCUGCUCAACAAGUGCAACGGCGUCGCUGUUCGUUUCGACCAUCCGCCCUUGUACCAAGCCCACGCGACUGAGCUGGUUGACGACGCGUUCCAUGUGAGUAUUGGAUGGACGUUUGGGCUGCCUGAGGAAGAUGCGUGUCUGCGGACCUACGGCUUGUUGAAGACGCCAGAGUUUCGUGGCAUACGCAAAUGGGAGAUUGAGGUUUCGGGUGUCAAGGCCAAGAUUGGCAACGUUGUCACUCACAUCCCUUUGAGUAACCCGUCCAAGAAGAGGAGAAACAGCAGCACCGAGGGCGGCUUGUACGAGUGA